UCAUCAUUUAUUUGUAUAAAAUGACUAGUAAAAUAUGCAAUCUACAAACUAACCUAUAUUUUUUAGUCUAUUAAAAAAACACACAACGGUGAUAUAUUAUUGGCCGGUACUGUAUGUAUAUAGGGCUGCCAUCUCGAAUUUUGCCAAACCUGGACAAAGAUUCAAAAAAACCCAGACAUUUGGCGUAAAUCGCAUUUUUCCCGGGACGAGUCCGAAAAUAAUAUUUUAAAAAAAACAAGACCUUUAAUUUUACAUGUAGUUUUUAUGUGCUUCCUUACAUGAAAAGUGUCCAGGUUUUCCCCGGACAGUUCUUGACACCCCUCCGGACGGCCUCCAAACUAGGACAAAUCUGGGAAAACCCGGACGGAUGGCAGCCCUAUAUGCAUAUAAUAUGAAUUCGGAGUGUGUAAUCGGUGAUGGAAAAAAAAUGGAAAGUCACAUAGUUUCAUCAGUGCCCCCAAACCAUCGCUUUCAAGAGCCAGAGAAAGCUGUUAAAACUAUCACCGAUAUGGCUGUUUGGGAGAAGUCUGAGGCAUACAUGGAAUAUACUGGAUUUAUUGCGACCAUCAAUGAAUCUAUCAAAAGCAAACCUUUAUCAGUUGACUGCAAAGUGAACAGCAAUGUCAUGCAACUUUUACAUGUGCUGGAAGAGAUUAAUAAAACGAUAGAUGAGUUUCCUCCUGUUGAGCAGCCACAAAGAUUUGGAAACACAGCUUUUAGGGAUUGGCUUGAUAAGGUCAAAUCCAACACAACAAAAUUGCUACAGAAAAUGGUGCCUGAAUCCCUCCAUGUCGCCAUAUUAGAAAUCAAAGCUUACCUUGAGGAGAGUUUUGGAAAUGCUACCAGGAUUGACUAUGGAACAGGUCAUGAAAUGGCUUUUGUAAUGUUUCUCUGUUGUUUAUACAAAAUAGGUUUUCUUCAACCAGAAGAUAAUGUGGCAACAGUAUUCUUGGUAUUUAACAAGUACCUAAAUAUAGUGAGAAGAUUGCAGAAAACAUACAGAAUGGAGCCGGCAGGCAGUCAUGGUGUGUGGAGCUUAGAUGACUACCAAUUUGUGCCGUUUAUUUGGGGAAGCGCUCAGCUCAUUGAUCAGCCAAAGAUAUAUCCUCCUGUCAAGUUUCUAGAGGAUGACAUCAUUGAUAAAUAUGCUGAUGAAUACUUGUUCCUUUCUUGCAUAAAGUACAUAAAAGAAGUGAAGAAAGGGCCAUUUGCAGAGCAUUCUAACCAACUGUGGAGCAUAAGCUCCGUAGGCUCAUGGGCAAAAAUCAAUCAAGGUUUAAUUAAGAUGUACAAAAAAGAAGUACUCAGCAAGUUCCCUGUGGUGCAGCAUGUCAUGUUCGGGUCCCUGCUUCCCAUACGUCGGUUCCCCCUUCAUCAGUAAACAAUAAAUAUUGAUUUUAAAAGUAUAAACUGCAAUAUGUAUUCUGUGCAGGAAAAAAUUCAGCCAGUUUUUUUUUUUGUAUUUAUAAUUUAUGUAAUUAGAGUAAGUACUCUAUAUAAUAAUAACCAACCGUAUUGUACGUAUUAAUUAUUAAAUAUCAUAAUCUUGACAUUAUUGAUUUCGAUAAAAUGUAGUUAAUUAAUUUUACCUUUGACUUUAUGACGUAGGUAUCUUAACACCUGUGUAUUUAUUGUUUAAUGAAAUGAAAUUAAAAUGUGUAUUAAAAAUCAAUAUGUAUUCUGUGCGGAAAAUUAUUCAGCCAGCUUUUUUUUGUAUUUAUAAUUUAUUUAAUUAGAGUAAAUACUCUAUAUAAUAAUAAGUGAGAGUCAGAAUGGCGGGUGUACCUAAAUAAAAAUAAAUGAAAAGCAUACCAUAUUUUUGUACCAAAUUUGUACUAUUUAGUACCUCCGUUAAAAAAAUUUAUCGUACAUAAAGUUAUCAUCAAAAAACAGUACACCCGCCAUCCUGACAGUCAGAAUGGCGGGUGUACUUAUUAUGCUAUGUUCCCGUGGUUAUUGAUAAAUUCUAUAAAAGCUAAAUUUAUGUUACCUCCAUAUUCAAUUAUAAUAUGAGUCUUUUUAUUUGUGGUUUCCAAGUUUUACUCAUUUUAUAUUUUGCUUGCUAUUACAAUUUUGCAGGCGUUAUAAUUUUUCAAGUUGGUUUUCAUUUAAUUUUAUUUAGAUACAUCCGCCAUUCUGACUCUCACAAUAAUAACCAACCGUAUUGUACGUAUUAAUGAUUAAAUAUCAUAAUCUUGACAUUAUUGACUUCGAUAAGAUUUAGUAAUAGUACAUUACUAUAGAGGCCGGGAAACGUAGGGUUGCAGGCCAAGUAGAUAUAUACGGCUGAGCGUAGCGAAGUCGGAUAGAGAUACGCGGCCGGCAACCCCGUUUCUCGCCGAGAUAUGUAUAGUGCUUUUCUCAAACUUGCAAUUAAAACAAAAAAUGUAGUCUAUUUGUUUUAUGGCGACCUACUCGGCUCGCCACUCUACCAGAGGUGCACUGCGCGUGUAAGUCCGCGCGCCUGCGCGAUGCGCCACCGCCGUUGCUUAACAACGAAUAUGCACAACGGUGAUUUGUUGUUGUGCAUGUUGUGUUAUUGCUAAGCAACGGUAGCGUACCUAUAUUUGUUGAUGGUUGAAUGCCAAGACGUUGUGUGACAAUUUGACGUUAAAAAACAAAAGAAGGUUGCUUUACAGUCCUAGGUGUGUAAGGCAGUAUGAAAUUCCUUUACAUAUCAUCUUCACUUAUCGCACCUGAUAUGUAGUAUUUCCGGACCUAAUUUGACGUAAGUCAUGUCAUCAUUUCAUAGCAAGUUUGAGAAAACUUAUUUUACCUUUGACUUUAUGACGUAGGUAUCUUAACACCUGUGUAUUUAUUAUUUAAUAAAAUGUGUAUUAAAAAUCGAUUAGUCGAGUAACUUUGGUUAAUUUAUUUUAAUGUGAUAUUAAUAAAUAAUAUAUGUCUGAAAUGA
Messenger RNA from Cydia pomonella (codling moth), 2914 nucleotides. RefSeq names its product serine/threonine-protein phosphatase 2A activator-like. The transcript has 2 exons. Gene Ontology annotation, molecular function: peptidyl-prolyl cis-trans isomerase activity; protein tyrosine phosphatase activator activity. The record is from RefSeq and is a predicted model, not a curated record. The coding region runs from base 368 to 1381 and encodes 337 amino acids. Gene Ontology annotation, cellular component: nucleus; protein phosphatase type 2A complex; cytoplasm. Lineage: Eukaryota; Metazoa; Arthropoda; Insecta; Lepidoptera; Tortricidae. Gene Ontology annotation, biological process: mitotic spindle organization.